CACUCGCACCUAGUCAGUAGUCCAUCAUCAUCACAAUUAAUUAACAUAAAAUCAUUAUGGAAGUUCUCUGUCUUAACAAUCUUGCCCUAUCAUCCACCCUUCACCGCCGCACACUCUCCGGCAAGAAACUCCUCCACCUGAAAUCUUCCCACAAAACUCCCACCGCUCCUCCCCAGAGACUCGUAGGCCCACGUGCCGCCGCCCCAAGACGGUCAAUCCAUGCAAAGGUUUCUGCCCGGCCGGUAAACGCCCCAGCCGCCGCCGCCGCAGUGCCGAAGUACACCCCGGACGAGCUGGUGUACGAGGUGGGAAAGCUGAUUCCGAACAAGGACGUGGGCGUGAACGUGACGGUGGACCUGGGCGAGUACGUGAGGGAAAUCGAGGGGUCAAAGGUGUACGACGUGGCGGUGGAGUCCCCGCUGGAGAGGGAGGCUCUGCUCUCCGACGAAGACGACCUCGGCGUCUCGUACUGGCUCAAGAGAGACGACCAGCAGUCUGUAUGCACGCACGCAUGGCUCAAUUCAAGAGAAUUAAACUAGCUGUUUGAUGAUUAAUGAUUAGUUUGUGUAGAAAUGUAAUGAAUGAUAUAUAUGUGUGUGCAUGCAGGUGUUUUCAUUCAAGCUUAGAGGGGCGUACAAUAUGAUGUCAAAGCUGAGUGAGGAAGAACUGGAAAGAGGAGUGAUAACGGCAUCUGCAGGGAAUCAUGCGCAAGGGGUGGCAUUGGCUGCCCAGAGAUUGGGCUGCACCGCUAUCAUUGUCAUGCCUGAAACCACCCCCUGCAUUAAGAAACAAGCGGUGGAGAGACUGGGCGGCACAAUUGACCCGCACGGGCAGUCGUUCGACGAGGCCCGGCUUUACGCCCUGGAAAGGGCCGAGAAGGAGAACCUCGUCUUCAUUCCUCCCUACGACGACAGAGAAAUAGUGGUGGGCCAGGGGACCGUCGCUCUGGAGAUCGCGAAACAGGCGGCGAAGGACGACGACUUGCACGCGAUAUUCGUGCCCAUCGGCGGCGGCGGCCUCGUCUCCGGCAUUGCCGUCUACAUGAGGGCCCUCUUCCCCGACGUGAAGAUCAUCGGCGUGGAGCCCUCCGGCGCCUGCGGCAUGGCCCUGUCCUUCCAGAAGCGAGAGCGGGUGGAGCUGGAGUACACCGACACUUACGCCGACGGUGUCGCGGUGGCGCUCGUCGGCGAGGUCACUUACGAUCUUUGCAAGCAGCUCGUUGACGGGGUCGUCGUUGUCGAGGAUAAAGAUAUCGCUGAGGCCAUAAGGGACGUGUACUUUGAGAAGAGGAGUAUAUUAGAGUUCUCAGGGGCUCUGGCCCUGGCGGGAGCAAAGGCUUACCGGAACUACGGUUCUCAGGCGGAAUCGGUGAGGGGCAAAAACCUAGUGGCGGUGGCCAGCGGAGCUAACCUUGAUUUUCCUAAACUGGUUGAUGUGGUUGACAUGGCCGGUCCCGGCUGUGAAGAAGAAGCUGUUUUGGCCACCAAAUUGCCUGAGCAACUCGGUAGCUUCAAGCGGUUCUGCGAACUUGUGAGGCCUUUGAAUAUUAGUGAAUUGAAAUACAGAUAUGAUUCCAGCAAAGAAAAAGCACUAAUACAGUACAGCGUGACAUAUCAUGCACAGGCAGAACUUGAUGCAAUGUUGGAAAGAUUGAGAGCAGCUCAACUGGAGACUGUCAAUGUUUCAGAUCAAAACUUGUUUUUAAGGCAUUUGAAAUAUUUGGUGGGGGGCGGGCAGUCAAAAGUAGAGAACGAGCUUCUUUGUUGGGUUAAGCUCCCUGAUGGGCCGGGCGCUUUCUUGAAGCUUUUGAACGCUUUAGAUUCGCGUUGGAACGUAACUUUGGCUCAUUUCAAGUCAAAGGGAUCGGUAGAGGGGAAUGUAUUGGUUGGCAUUCAAGCAAGUGAGCCCGAGAAAAGGGUGUUUCGUGACCUUACAAAGAGUAUAGGGUACCCUUGCAAAUUCUAUCCCAAGCACGAAUCUCUAGAGUUUCUAAUUGGAUAAAACGUGACGAGGUUGCGUCGAGGUCCGCCAAGUGUUUCAAGAAUAAAUGAAUAAAUGGCCAUUCCAACACCCUUCAUCACCUUUUGAAGUGUGUUUGGGCCUUUGAUUGUACCCUACUUGGAGUUAUCUGGCUACUAUGUACAAUAAAUGGUUAUCCAUGAUGUUAUGAAUUAAUGCUUGUGUUUUAUCGAGCUACUAUGUAAAAUAAAUGAUUUCCCAUGAUGCUAUGAAUAAAUACUUGUGUUAUUG
Molecule: messenger RNA, 2250 nt
Organism: Cuscuta campestris
Lineage: Eukaryota; Viridiplantae; Streptophyta; Magnoliopsida; Solanales; Convolvulaceae
Source: the annotation of a GenBank genome assembly